Molecule: messenger RNA, 1709 nt
Organism: Eptesicus fuscus (big brown bat)
Lineage: Eukaryota; Metazoa; Chordata; Mammalia; Chiroptera; Vespertilionidae
Product: melanoma-associated antigen B18-like
Exons: 3
Coding region: 121-1158 (345 amino acids)
Biological process (GO): negative regulation of transcription by RNA polymerase II
Cellular component (GO): nucleus
Source: RefSeq, a predicted model, not a curated record
GGAGAGACCCGCUGGCCGUGGGGAACUGAGGCCCACCAUUGAAGGUGAUCUUGCUCUGCUCUCCUCUACGGUGACCUGUUUAUCAACUUAAUUGCUUGAACUCCUACCUGCUGUCUCAUCAUGCCUCGAGGUCAAAAGAGUAAGCUCCGUGCCCGUGAGAAACGCCGCCAGGCCCGCCAGGCCCGUGCUAAGACCCAGACCCAGGGUCUGGAGGGUGCUGAGGCUAUUGCAGCAGAGGAAGGAGAGCUCUCCUUCUCUGCCCAUCCUGUCCUGGAAGGCAGCCCCCAGAAUGAGCCUGCUACUGAGACACCUAGCACUUCUCAGGAAAUCCCAUCUAGCACCAGUGAUACUGCUGGAGCUGCUUCAGGCGCUGAUUCAAAUGAAGGUGCCAGCAAACAAGAUGAGGAAAGCUCAGAAUCCGCAAAGGCCUUGGAGAGCUUUCGCAGAGAUCCUUUAAACAAGAAGGUGGUUCUGUUGGUGCAGUUUCUGCUGAAGAAGUAUCAAAGUAAAGAGCCAAUUACAAAGGCAGAUAUGCUGAGGUUGGUUAUCAAAAAGUACAAGCUUCAUUUCAAUGAGAUCCUGAGAAGAGCCUCUGAGCACAUGGAGCUGGCCUUUGGUAUUGAUUUGAAAGAAGUGGAUCCCAUGAGGCACUCCUAUGCCCUUGUCAGCAAGCUAGACCUCACCUUAGAUGGAAUGACGAAUGAAGAGAACCUGCCCAAGACUGGCCUCCUGAUGAUUGUUCUGGGUGUGAUCUUCAUGAAAGGCAAUUGUGCCCCUGAGGAAGCUAUCUGGGAAGUGAUGAAUAUGAUGGGUGUCUAUGCUGAUAAAAAGCACUUAAUCUAUGGGGAGCCCAAGAAGGUUAUCACUGAAGAUUUGGUGCAGCUAAAGUACCUGGAGUACCGCCAGGUGCCCGACAGUGAUCCUCCACGCUAUGAGUUGCUUUGGGGUCCAAGAGCCCACGCUGAGACCAGCAAGAUGAAAGUCCUGGAGUUCUUAGCCAAGAUCUAUGAUACCGUCCCCAGUGCCUUCCCAGUCUGGUAUGAAGAAGCUUUGCGAGAUGAGGAAGAGAGAGCCCUAGCAAGAGCUGCAGCCAGGGCUCGUAUUGCUAUGACUGCACACUCUCGGGCCAUGGCCAGCAGCUCUUCCCACACUAAGUGAAGUCUGAGGUUAUAUUUCAAAUGUUGACGUCUGAGGCAGAUUGUUUUCUUUGUGGAAGAAAAGAGCAGUCAACAUUCUAAGUAGUGGAUGGCCAGGGUGGAUCUGGAAGGAACACAGUAUUUCUGUUGAGUGUGGUAAACUUUAGAGUUUUAUCUUUUUUCUUUCUUUCUUUUGUUACAUUUUAAUUGUUGAUUCUUUAACAGAAGGUUUAAAUCAUUUCAGAAUCUAAAUGUACUAAUGAUUUUAGUUACAUGCUUAUUUCUUGUAAUAGAUUUAAGAUUACAAAUUUUAUUAUUUUAUAAAACAAAUUGGGGAAACCUUUCAUAUUUACUGAAACAUGGCAUUGUAAUAGGCAUUUCCAUGGGACUGUUAAAAAUAUGAGCAGUGAAUUUAUUGGGAUCAAAAAAUAGAGGGGGAAAAGUCAAAGAUGUUCAGUUCUUGGUUUCCCUUAUUCAUUUUAAUCUGUUGUUCUAUAAAAAUAAAAGCUACAUACCUGGAUUUUCUUAGCUUACUAAAGAAUGUAGGAGAAAUAAAAUGUUUAUAAACUAGAA